Arabidopsis arenosa is the source of this 899-nucleotide messenger RNA. Lineage: Eukaryota; Viridiplantae; Streptophyta; Magnoliopsida; Brassicales; Brassicaceae. The record is from the annotation of a GenBank genome assembly.
CGACUUAGCCGAAGAAGAUUCUCUGCCAUGGCUACUUCGACUACUGGAGUGAGAGUCGCUGAAGGAGAAGGCAAUUUGCCAAAACUCGUCCUUACUUCUCCUCAGAACAGUGAGGCUGAGAUAUACCUCUUUGGAGGAUGCAUUACAUCUUGGAAAGUUGCGAGUGGUAAAGAUCUUCUUUUCGUCAGACCAGAUGCUGUCUUCAAUAAGAUUAAGCCCAUUAGCGGAGGGAUUCCACAUUGUUUUCCACAGUUUGGACCUGGACAAAUUCAACAGCAUGGGUUUGGAAGGAACAUGGACUGGUCUGUUGUCGAUUCCCAGAAUGCAGAUGACAAUGCUGCUGUUACUCUUGAGCUUAAGGAUGGUCCAUAUAGUCGGGCCAUGUGGGACUUUGGUUUCCAGGCUCUAUACAAGGUCAUUGUUGGCGCGGACUCCCUUUCCACUGAGCUAAAGAUUACAAACACAGACGAUAAACCAUUUUCUUUCAGCACUGCGUUGCAUACUUACUUCCGUGCUUCUUCCGCAGGGGCCUCCGUGAGAGGUCUAAAGGGUUGUAAAACUCUCAAUAAGGAUCCUGACCCUAAGAACCCAAUAGAGGGUAAAGAAGAAAGGGAUGCAGUCACUUUUCCUGGAUUUGUGGAUUGCGUCUAUCUUGAUGCUCCAAAUGAAUUGCAGUUUGAUAAUGGCUUGGGUGAUAAUAUAAUCAUCAAAAACACAAAUUGGUCGGAUGCGGUCUUGUGGAACCCACAUACUCAGAUGGAGGCUUGCUACAGAGACUUUGUGUGCGUGGAAAAUGCAAAGCUUGGGGAUGUCAAGCUAGAGCCGGGACAGUCUUGGACUGCAACACAGCUUCUCAGCAUCAGUUGAAAACAAUGUACUUUACACUUUUAUAAUGUCGA